AUGUUGAAACUUCAGCUUCCUCUGGUGUGGUCAGACGCAGCUUUUCCUCAUGUGGAUCCAGCCAGACUUCAGUACUUUGAAUACGAGUCCAUCCAUUUUAGCUGUGCGGGGUUUGAUGGGUCUCGUGGAUGGACAGUGAUGAAAAAGAUCCCAAAUCAAAACAGCACAUGUGGCACCAGCUGGGGAGCCUUAAAUGGGUCCCACUGCAGCAUCACCAAUACCUACGUAGACGACAGUGGAGAGUACUGGUGUCGGACUGAAGACGGAAGGACAGGCAACACUGUCAACAUCACUGUUACAGCUGGCUCAGUGAUCCUGGAGACUCCCGUCCCUCCUGUGAUGGAGGGAGACACUGUGACUCUACGCUGCAGGAACAAGACAGCUUCUGCCAACAUCUCUGCUUCCUUCUAUAAAGAUGGCCGCCUCAUCCAGAACGUCUCUGCAGGAAACCUGACCAUCCACAGUGUGUCCAAGUCUGAUGAAGGACUGUACAGGUGUCUCAUCUCUGGAGGUGGAGAGUCAGCAGAGAGCCGGCAAACUGUCACAGGUGAGACAUUAACCUGA
Epinephelus lanceolatus (giant grouper) is the source of this 564-nucleotide messenger RNA. NCBI's taxonomy places the organism in Eukaryota, Metazoa, Chordata, Actinopteri, Perciformes, Serranidae. The record is from RefSeq and is a predicted model, not a curated record.